This is a messenger RNA of Cariama cristata (Red-legged seriema), 891 nucleotides long. RefSeq names its product centrosomal protein 57kDa (gene CEP57). Gene Ontology annotation, cellular component: centrosome. Gene Ontology annotation, molecular function: microtubule binding; gamma-tubulin binding; identical protein binding. The annotation marks the transcript as partial. Lineage: Eukaryota; Metazoa; Chordata; Aves; Cariamiformes; Cariamidae. The record is from RefSeq and is a predicted model, not a curated record. The transcript has 6 exons.
AAAAAAAUGAAAGAGCUGGAACAGAAGCUUCAGGAGGAAGAACACGCGAGGAAGCUUGUUCAGGAAAAAGCAGCUGAGCUUCAGACAGGCCUGGAAACCAACAGACUACUGAUUCAAGCAGCAUCACCAUUGCUUUCUCCAAAAGCAAGAAAACCCAGGAAAAAAACUAAGCAGCCAGAGAAGAAAUGCUCUCUUACAAGCCAUCUCACUACGCAGCCCCAUUACAGACUGUGUCUGGGGGAUGUACCCUUUGUAGCUGGGAAGUCUACCAGUCCCAGUCAUUCAGUUGGUGCCAAUGUGCAACAUGUCCUACACCUGAUGAAACAACACACGAAAGCUUUGUGUAACAGUCGUGUGGUAAAUGAUACUCCACUAGUAAAACCCGUCAGUACUGGUCAUCCUGCUGACAAAAGCAGAAAGUCAUCUCUGCCAAAGGACUCUUCUUCAUCCCAGGAAGAGCUCUCAGAAGUGUUGUUGACUUUACAAGAUGAAUUUGGACAGAUGAAUUUUGAUCACCAACAGCUGUCAAAGCUUGUCCGGGAAGCCCCAACCAUUGCAGCGAGGGAAGAUCUGGAGAGGGAACUUGAGGCAUUGGUGCGAAAGAUGGAAGCAAAGGCAGACCAGAUCAGCAAAGUCCAGAGGCAUCGCUUGCAGCUAGAGAGACUUAAGAGAGAAUGCAAGGCCAAAAAGACUUCUGCUAAACAAAUAAAAGCCAGCAGGUUCCCUGUUAGUGAGGUUAAAGUAACAACUACUGUAACCACAAAAGGAAAGAAUGCUGGUCCCAUCAAAGUGAAACCUGGAGAGAAGAGUCGGAAAAACCUUCAGUUGUUGCGAGACAUGCAGACCUUACAGACUUCACUGCAGAAAGAUGAUAUCAGCUGGGACUACUGA